AUGGAAGGGUCAAGUUAUAAUAUUGAGGAUGUGUAUAAAGAAUUUGUUACGAUCAGUAACUAUUUUGAGGAGGAGAAGGGAAAUGAUGGAACAAUAACUCUAAAUUAUAGAGAUGAAAUCAACAAUUAUUGUCAUUACGAGAAUACCUCAGUAAAAGGUAAUUGUAAUAAUGAAUAUUUUAAAAUGAUUAGUUCUGGUGUUAUUCAUUUGAUAAAUAAUUUAAAGGGUAAGAAUGUUUUAGAUUAUGAUAAACUUGCCGAAUACGCUAUUUUAUGGUUAAGUUAUAAACUAGAUCAAAGUAAAAAAAAUACAUCCAAAAAUUUAAGUGAUUUUUAUACUAAUUAUAUAGAAAAAAAUAAGUAUUAUAAUAAUAAUAUAAUAAAUGGUGAUAAUAUGACUUAUAAGGCAAUUAUAAAUAGAAAAAAAGAUUUGAUGGAUAAUAAUGAAAUAUCUAAAUUUAAUUCCCCAUUUAAUAUAUUAUAUUUUUUGUAUUAUGAAAUUAGUGAUGAACAUCCGGAUUGCAAACAAAAUUUGGAUUUAGCUAAAAAUUUUGCUAAAGAAUUUGAAAAACUUAAUGAAGAUUCUAAUAAUACAGUAGACAGUUCAUAUAAUAAAUUGUUAUCUACAUUAUCAAAUGAUUAUAAAAAUUUAAUAAAGAAAUGCCCCGAUUUUAAAUCACUUUCAAAAAUAAAACCUAAAAAAAAUCCUGUAGAAGAUCCUGGAAAAGUUUCUGGAACAGAUUCUGGACAAAUAUCGGGGGAGACUUCUGAAGGUGUAUCAAGUUCGUCGAUAACAAGCAAAUUAAUUCCAGUUUUAUUGAUACUUGGUGCAAUACCAAUUUUUUUGGGAAUUGCUUAUAAGUAUUCAUUAUUUGGAUUUGAUAAGCUAUUUCAAAGACAAUAUAUAAGAAAAAAAUUAAAAAAAGUAAAGAAGAAAAUGAAACUUAAUAUAUGA
Messenger RNA from Plasmodium yoelii, 954 nucleotides. Its product is annotated as PIR protein. The record is from RefSeq and is a predicted model, not a curated record. The coding region runs from base 1 to 954 and encodes 317 amino acids. The transcript is spliced from 3 exons. Lineage: Eukaryota; Apicomplexa; Aconoidasida; Haemosporida; Plasmodiidae.